This is a messenger RNA of Xyrichtys novacula (pearly razorfish), 3253 nucleotides long. NCBI's taxonomy places the organism in Eukaryota, Metazoa, Chordata, Actinopteri, Labriformes, Labridae. The record is from the annotation of a GenBank genome assembly.
GCUUUUUGGUUGAGGUUUGUUUAUGUUUAGGUUUCGUUACUAAAGUUGGUAUAACUAAAGAAGCAAGCGGUCAGCAACAUUCAUCUCUCAAGGGGGUGUCUAACUUGGUGUUACGGUGUGUUUGACCCUAAUUGAAUUUUAUGCCAGAACAUCCCUUUAAGUCAAGGAUCCUGGAAGUCAGUCGAUAACUUUCAUGUAAAAUGAGAACUUUUAUUUUCUAUUUUCCCCUUCAGAAUAUUUUCACCAGACACAGACACACAGACUAAUUCUAAACUGAAAACAUAAAACCACCAGCGGGCAAAGUCACUAUCCUGUAAGGAAACAAUACACACCCCUGGAUCAGAAGCCGCAUGCCGGUAGACAACGGCACAUGCAGGUUUUUUAUCGUGAUGAACGGUGAAAUCUGGGAUCUUGAGGAAUAUAUAGGGUGGACUUCAGAGCAAGUUUUCUGACUGUUUCUCUGUAAAACUAGUUUGACAGUGAAAAUGUUGAGUGCAUGAUUAAAAAUCGUGGCUGUUUAAAGCUGUAAAAGACAAGAAGUUACUAAAUGUAUUUACAGUGCUCCAACUUGGCAUAUACCUGCCUCUGUAAGAUGAAAAUAGUAGAAGAUGUCACAGUAAAGCUAUGGUAUGAUGUAUCUAAUCUAUUUGGUAAGAGAAGCUUUUGCUAUGUUGAUAGCGACAGGAUAUGUUCUUUCACUUCCGAGCAGAAUCUCGACAGGUGGCAUACCAAUGGAGGGACUGGUACACUGAUCUAACACGAUCAACAUAUGCUGCUGGCCCUCUGGUGGCACACUAAUGACAAUGGCACACACAAGGACACAUGGUGUGGCAUGCCACUGGCCACUCUUGGAUCUUGUUGUCACUUUAGAUUAUUGUUAGUUUUAGAAUUGAUUUAAGGAUUUUAUUACUCGUCACUCAAGCCCUAGAAAGCCAGUGCUGUGUAAACAAAGUUAUAUCACGUUAAUCUGUGCAAACACAAGGAUAAUAAAUUCAUGUAUUUCACUGGAUAGCAGGUCAGAUUUUCAUUCACGUCUACUUUUAUCACCUCCGCCAUAUUCACAGACUAGUACUCUUGUAAAACUAUACACGAUAUUUAAGCCAGCAGGCCUGUGGCUGAGCUGCACAGUGCUACAGCAGGCUAAAGGAUCAUGGGUGGACUGCUCUCUCUGAGGCUGCUGGCAGGCCCCUUGUAUGAGCUCACCACAGCUGAGAUCCAGUUACAGCAAACUCACGUUUUUGACUUGAGACAAACAGUCGAGAACGGUCGGUCCUGCCUUUACUCUUUGCUCCUUUCCAGAUCUUUCUUUUUUCCAGCUCAUCUACUUGAACCUCUCCUUCCACACCUGGAACUUUCCUCAAAUCUAUUUUCUCUUUUACUGUAAUAGGCCUCACUUGUUUGGCCUCUCUCUCUUUCUCAGAAAAGGGGCUCUGUAAUUUUGUGUCCUGCCUAUGAAUGACUUUUACAUGGAAAAAAUGAGAGCCCGUUGGAAAGUUUUCUUUUCUUCUUUAGUCACUUACACUUGUGAAGUACCUAUCUUUCUUUUCCUCUCUCUUCUAUUCUUCUGCUUUCUUUCACUGACAACUGCUCUGUCUUAGUCUAUUGUUAAAAGGCAAGACACAGCAGCACAGCACAAUCACAGCUUUGUGUACGGUUCUGGUUACAAGCUCAGAAAAGGAGAAGAGCACAUAAUUCUGCUCAUUAAGACUUUAAAGAUUAGUAUUCAACACUGUGGACACCUACUGCAUAAUGAAUGACUAUCAAAGUCUACUGGAAAUGAGAUAUGAAGUACACUUUGUAAAAUGAUACUAUGUGGGUGAAGUUACUUGUUAAUAUCUAGCAAGUAUAUCACAAAUUGGUUAUCCAUUUAUUUUUCAACACUGUCAGUGAUGUACAGCUAUUCAUAUGAGACUGUCCUCAUAAGAGCAAAAGUAAAGGCUAAAAAAGUCCCCACUAUUAAUAAAUCACAGGUUAAUUUACCAUGCCAAAUAAGUUUCCAUUAAAAUCCAGAGGGAUCUCUGUUACCGAACAGGUUUAUGAUCACCAUAUUAACAACGGCUCAGUGGUUAGCACUGAGGCCUUGCGGUAAAAAGAGUCAGAAUAUGACUGACUGACUGGCAGGGAGCUUUCCAUAUUGUUCUGUGUCUCUCAAAAUAUAUAAUAUAUCUAAAAUAUUUAACUUUAUAUAGACAUAAAUACCUCAUUUUUAUGUAACUACCUCACUGCAUAAUUGAUGUUUACAAUUCUGUCUUUGCAGCUUUUAUACAUAACUUGAAGAGAGGCAUUACAUUUCCAAUACAACUGAACAAAAACUGGACCAUUAUGUUUGCCUUUUAUGUUUCAGGGCAACCGGUCUUGCCCAAUAAUCCAAGACCCAGGUUGCAUGUGACCCAGAAAAGGAGGUUAGAAAAUGGGCUGACUGACACAGGAACCUCAUUGUUCGGGUCUUUUGUAUUGCUCUGUGAUCUUUUCACUGUGACUGCCUCUACAUGUUGGUUUGAGGUUAUGAUGUUGAACUAUUCUGAAACAAGAAAAAAACAGAACCAGACUGAUGCUGUAUGGUCUUUGAAAGAGCAAAGACAGAACAAAGUGAUGAGCAUAUCAACUCGAAUACAGCUUUUUACACUGCGUUCAGAUGAAUAUGUUAGUUAAACAAAGUAUUCUUAAUAAAAAUGACACACAUUAGAAAUGUAAUGCUUAUAGAAAGCAUCCUCACUUCAGUCACAUCCCAAGUUCGGCAACUUAAAUGUUUACAUUGCUACUGAUAAAACUGUUCUGUUUACCAAUGACACUUUGAAUGUCAACUAGAGAAUAUCUAAACCAUUUCGCAGAGAUUACACCACAUGCAUAGUCAUUUACACUCCCAUAUCUCUGUGCAUCCGCCUCUAAUUUCCUUUCUGUGAGUCUCAGUGGUGUUAACUGUCUAGUAGGCGUGGAAGUUCUUGCUGCAGUGAAAGAAUAGGGCCAUUAUGGGGCUUAACAAAGACGCUGAGGCCCAUGGCUGUGACCUCUAGUGGCACUAGAGGAAACCAUGCGGACAAAAAAGGGGACCACAUAGAGAUCACCAAGCACCAAGGAAACUGGUAGUUCCCCUAGUGUUUGCUUUUAGUUGGGUGCCAAGUAUUUGCCUUCUGGGGGCUGGUGAGUGAUGGUUGGGGUGGAGGGGGGUGUUCAAACUGGAAACAGAGUUAUCUAUCUUAAUGACUGGAUUCUGAGAGGGCCCCAAAAGAUCUCCUAACCCAACUCAGACAAC